This is a messenger RNA of Moneuplotes crassus, 742 nucleotides long. Lineage: Eukaryota; Ciliophora; Spirotrichea; Euplotida; Euplotidae. The record is from the annotation of a GenBank genome assembly.
AUUUUUAUAAGAAAUGGAUCAACAGAGCAAUAAUAGUCUUUCUUUCAUAAACAUCUCGAUUGAUGGGAGAUCUGAUGAUUAUUGGCCCAGUCAGAGGGAGUUUGAGGUAGACAGUGAGAAGAGAUGUGGAAGUGUAAGCAAGAUUAAGAGGAAUAGAUCGAGGAGAUAUUCGAAAGGGAUUUUUAAGGUCUAUAAGAACUUUAGUUCGGAUGGAGUGAAGAAUUUGAGGUUGGAUUUUUCGGAGAGUAGUAGAAGUUCAUUAGGGAGAGGAUUGAGGAUUCAUUCUAAAACAAAGCUGUACACAAGAAACCAGAAACAAGAGCUCCCAUUAUAUCAUCAAAACAAGAGCACAUUUGAUAACCAUGAAUCAAUACAAGUUAUUAAAUAAAAGCAAGAAAAAAACAUUCAGAUUUGAUAAGCGCUUCCUAAAUGAACAGAAGCAGAUCUAUAAUGCUGAGAAGCAGGCCAAGCAUGGCCAUGUUGCCAAUUGUAGCUACAAGCCUGAAUCAAGUUCAAAAAAGGUCCUUCAGAAGAUAGAUCUAAGAAAGCUCACAAAAUAGGUUAAAAUCUCCUUACCUUCACAAAUGAGGAUUUAAGGAAUUUUUUCGAGCUCGUUAUCGAUCCAAAAAUGAGACUUCCAAAAGCAUCUCUUCUCAUGACAGGUCAAAAUCAGUGAAAUUUAUGAUUAAGAACAUCAGAGCGGUCCAGAACUCUAAAAAAUAAUUCAAUUGCACUAAAGAUC